CCUCGCAAGUGUACUUUCCAGCAACAUUUGCAAGACUUGCUUCCUCUGUUUCCAAUCCAUCUUGUAGGAUUUUCUCUGUAAUUGGUGCCACUUGGUGUUCUGUUUCAAUUACUCUGUUACUGUAGCUUUUCUUUUGCUCUUUUGCUCUUUUGGGGUGGUGCUUCUGAACCGUGGCUAAAUUAAAAGAAUACGUUAUGGAAGAAGAGGGGACCCAGAAAGUUGAUCAUCAAGAGCCUGCACCAUUGGUUGAAGAAAAAGGAAAAGUAGAAGAAGAGAAAGGUCAAAGCGACGUAGCUGAAGAGAAGGCUGUGAUCCCACCUCCUGAACAGAAGGCCGUUUCUGCAGUUAAUGAAAAGGUUGCAGAUAUUGCUGUUAUCAAAAGUACAGGGGGUUCGGCCGACAGAGAUGCUUUGCUUGCACAGGUUGCAACUGAGAAAAGAAUUGCUUUAAUUAAAGCAUGGGAAGAAAGUGAAAAAACAAAGGCAGACAACAAGGCAUAUAAAAAGCUCUCCGCUGUUGGAUCAUGGGAAAACAGCCACAUAGCUUCUGUAGAAGCACAACUCAAGAAGAUUGAGGAAAAAUUCGAUAAAAAGAAGGCAGAGUAUGCUGAGAAAAUGAAAAACAAAGUGGCUGAUUUACACAAGGAAGCGGAAGAAAAGAGGGCAACAAUUGAUGCUAAACGAAGAGAAGAAUUCCUUAAGGUAGAGGAGACAGCUACAAAGUUCCGUGCUUCUGGAUAUAUACCUAAGAAAAUCCUUGGAUGCUUCAGCUACUAACUUCUCUGCCCAGUAACACACAACAAAAAUAAAAGACAAGUCCAUCGGAAUUGAGUUUGCCCAUUUUCUUCUCUGGCUUGGUUUUUCAUUUGUUGUAUCAUCUGCAAGUCUAAAGUUGGUUUUGAGUGUUCUUUGUCAUCGUAUAGUAUGUUUUUGUGUUUGUAUGUGUGAAACAAAACUUCCAAUUUUUUUUUUUUUUUUUUUUUGUUGAAAUAGUAAUAAGAAUUGAUUGAUAUGAUAUAAAGGUGAAAUGAGUUUUGAAUUU
Molecule: messenger RNA, 1041 nt
Organism: Corylus avellana
Lineage: Eukaryota; Viridiplantae; Streptophyta; Magnoliopsida; Fagales; Betulaceae
Product: remorin
Source: RefSeq, a predicted model, not a curated record